Molecule: messenger RNA, 2110 nt
Organism: Syngnathus typhle (broad-nosed pipefish)
Lineage: Eukaryota; Metazoa; Chordata; Actinopteri; Syngnathiformes; Syngnathidae
Product: protein unc-119 homolog B-like
Exons: 5
Coding region: 114-824 (236 amino acids)
Biological process (GO): cilium assembly; lipoprotein transport; nervous system development
Cellular component (GO): cilium
Molecular function (GO): lipid binding
Source: RefSeq, a predicted model, not a curated record
ACGCUCAUACAAACACAGGAACCUGGUCGUCCCCUCCACAUUCGCAAUCUACAACGCCAUCUUCGUGUGGAAUUAAAAAAAAUCCAGACAAGGUUUUAAGAAGAAAGUGAAAAAUGAAGGGAGCCAAAGCCCACAGCGACGCACCAGUAGCUGACAAUAUCUCCGGCCCACCAAGGGACCGCAAGCCGGGUGGAGGGGUUCUAAAGAAGCUCAAGUCACGGAGGAAUCAGGUGGACCCCAGGCCCGUCACUGAGGAGGACCUGCAAGCGCGGAACGGAUGCGUCACGCCGGAGGAUGUCCUUGGACUGCGGGUGGCCACACAAGGCUACCUCUGUAAACCCGAGGACAAUGUUUACAACAUCGACUUUGUACGCUUCAAGAUCCGAGACCUGGAGACGGGCUCUGUUUUGUUUGAGAUCGCCAAACCGCCACACUCAGAAGAGGACAACGAAAAUCGAGCGAGUGAUGCAAGCGCGGGCCGCUUUGCACACUACCAGUUCACCCCGGCUUUUCUACGUCUGAUGACCGUGGGAGCCACAGUGGAAUUCACAGUCGGGAACCGACCUCUCAGCAAUUUCCGAAUGAUCGAGCGGCACUACUUCCGAGAUCGCUUACUGAAAAGCUUCGACUUUGAUUUUGGCUUCUGCAUCCCGAACAGUCGGAAUACUUGUGAGCACAUCUACGAGUUUCCUCAGCUGUCCGAGAGCUUGGUUCGUCAGAUGGUGAACUGCCCCUACGAGACUCGCUCUGACAGCUUUUAUUUUGUGGAGAACAGACUGGUCAUGCACAACAAGGCGGACUAUGCUUAUAACAGAAGACAGUGAAUCACUGCACGGGAUACACAUGCACACUCACAUUUAUGUACACGUCAAACACAUAUCUCAAUCAAUUAGAAUCAUGUAUAAUAUUUAUUUAUUACACAGUGAGUUAUAAGUUUCACUUUCUGAAUUGAGCUAGUGAAAUAAAUGAACUGAUAUUCUUAAUCAUUGAGAUGCACUUGUAUGUAAAUAUAAAAAGGCAAUAUUGCGUACGACUUGCAGUCUUACUUUGCCCCAUGAUUGAUGGCUGAUCAAUUCUAGGCGCAAUCGCCUCUCACCUAAGUCAGAUGGGAUGGACUCCAUCUUCCCCAGUGACCCUGCAAAGGAUAAGUGGUCUAGCUAAUGACUGAACGGAGGUUAUCAUUUUCAUCCAUUGCAUUUGAUCCCGCAGGAUAUGAACAGCAGUGACUGAGGUGUCAAAUACAGUAAGCUUCAUUUUAGUUAUUUUUUGAAAAGCUGUCCUUUCAAUCAAUCAUGCACAUACACCCACAAAACAAACACCCAAAACAAUGUAUUCAACCUCCAAGUGUCACAGUGUGUUCUCAGUAUUUGUCAGAAGCAGCUGCUCUUCUGCGCUACCGCCCCCACAAUCCACUCCAGACAAUACCAAGGGGAAAAUAGAGACGCCAUCCAGAAAAAAAACUGCUGUCAAACACACAUGGUCGGUCUUGCUACCCCCUGCCCGCAAUUUAUUGUGUUUUUACCCACUCACACAAAAGCACACACAGGCUACACACACAGACAAUUGAGUUCAGUCAGUGUUAUGUUUUCUACUUGUGUACUUUUUACAUACUAAGACUUAAACAACCCUGAUAAAAAGUAUCUCACAAUAACAAAUUUACAAGCAGUGUACAAUAUAUGUUGUCAGAAUUUAAUCUGUUCUCGUUAUUAUUAUAUGUAUAUGCUGGUCUUCAGAUUACAAAUGACAUUUAAAUCGAAUUAAAUAAAUGAACAUUUCAAGAAGAAAGAGUGCAUAUUAGGCUCAUUGAAGGCUCUUGAUAGAUGUGGAACAGAAUGAGGAGGUUGUUGGAUAAAUUCCUGGUGCUGAUGGAAAGGUCAAUUCCUGUAGUGGCCACCAGGGGGAGUAUUGUUCCAAAUCAUUCUAUGAGCGCACUUGGUUUCAAUUCUGUUUCUUGCUUGGGUCUCAAAAAGACGACAGUAGUCAGUUUGUUGAAAUAAAAAUAGACAUGCUGGUCAUAUGUACACACAGUUUGGAUUUAGAAAGGGCACAUCAAGUCAACGACAUCCUAGCACAUAUUUUUGAAAAGGACAUCGUGGAAUUGAAAUGUAAU